Molecule: messenger RNA, 1252 nt
Organism: Drosophila virilis
Lineage: Eukaryota; Metazoa; Arthropoda; Insecta; Diptera; Drosophilidae
Product: integrator complex subunit 15
Source: RefSeq, a predicted model, not a curated record
CAUUGACAUUGAACUGUAAAAAGCAACUAAGCGAACACAAUUUUUAAGAAGUCGGCUUUUAAACAUUUUCGCAGGAAUGGCGUCUGUAGGCGAUGGUAAAAUAAGCUUGCGAAAAUUAGAAUAUCCAAUGUGUGCAGUUGAGGCACUUUCCCGUUUAGAGGGCCUCAUUGCUAGCCGAAAUAAACAGAACUUGGCAAUGCAAAUAAUUUCCGAGUUCAUUUUUCUGGAGCGCACCAAGGAUGGAGACGUGCGCAAAAUGCAAACGCUCGGCAUAAGUCAGAUGAAUAUUUAUCAGGAGUUUCAAUUGAUUCUAGCGCUCAUCGAAUACUUCUCGCGGCCAGGCCGGGAUGCGACACGCAAUGCGAUAUUCCUCUCGCUAUUUGGCAGCCACUUGACGCCACAGCGAUCUAGGCUGUUAUCCAGACUAAUCAGUACUGCGGUUUCGGGCUCGGUGGCUCCACUGCUCUCCUCGGCAGGCACAUGGAUGCAACAAGUUGGCUGCAAAACGUCGCCAAGCCUAGAAGUUGCACAGAAUAUUGUCAGCGAUUUUAUCUCGUUCUCGCGCAAAACUCCCGAACAGUUACGACAUCUGCCCAUGGUGGGUCCGCAUUUCGCAGCUAACUUUAUGGUUGCUGUUGCCGAUCUGUAUCUUAAUGAGAAGCGCGGUGGUGUUUUGACACCCCCGCCGGAUGCCCUACUCGAUGCAAUAACAGAAUGGACCACGGAGAAUCCGUUGCUCUGCCAGGCACCGCAGCAGCCACUUGUUUUACCUGCUGGCGCUAUUGCCAUGCCGUUUGCUACUCCGCUGGCCGGCUUGUUGCGUUGGGUAGUGCUUGCCCCGUUGGUAUCCAACCGGCAAGCUUACAGUAACUUGCAUUUAUCAUUACUGCACACGCUACUUAAAACGGCCAACAAUGGCGAAUCAACCAUAUCCUUGCACUCCCAAGAGCUUAUUCAAAUUGUCACAUCAUUGCAAAAGUACUGUGCCCGUCUGACUGAGGCAAAGGUUGUUCCCGAAGAGGACGCAGCAUAUAUAAAAUCCAUGGAACGCUUCGCUCAAGCUGUGCAGAUAGCAUUGGCCUCCAACUGCAUCACAAACCACAUUCAGCUGCUCUGCGUGCUGGAGACGCUGCCGCCACACGCACUCAUGAAAAUUGUGUUGGCAGCGCAUAAAAAGCUCUAAUCAAAUAUUGGAAGCCAUAGGUUAGUUUUUUAUUCCAUAAGUUGUACAUAAAAUUAAUUUGAAGCCUAA